GAAAAACCAACAACCCAAAACCCCAAAGGCAGGAGGAUGCCAAACGUCUCGAUGGGGAAGCAUUUCACAGACCGGACUGGAUGGGAUGCCUGGACUGUCCAUGGCCUCAAAUCUGCACAUUCUCGCUGAGUCACCAGCGAUGCCUCUGGUGUUGAAACUGGUCCGAUGCCUCGUGCUGAUUAAUGAAUCGCAAAUCCCCCACCCAUGUGCACUCUCCUUGGUCACUGGGAAGAAUGGAGAACCUUGUGAACUCAAGGGAGAAGCUGGGCAUUGGGCCCUGGUGCCUUCUUCCUCCCCCCAGGGACAUUGUGAGCUGGUUAGUCACCUGCCCCAGCCCCUGGCGCCUCACUUAGCUCUAGCUUUUGGAAAUGGGACAAGUGGCGGGACAAUGGGCAAGGGGGGCGGUCAGCCCAGACAAAGGGCAACAGGAAAAACACCAUCACUUGCUCCGUGGCCAGCUCGCUGGCAUUUGGGAGAAUGUGUCAUUGCUUUUAUUCGAGGGUGAGGGGGACGAAAGGUUAGAGAUGAAGCUGAGGUAGGGUGGGCCCAGGAAUCCCAAACUAGGCAGGAGCUGGGGGCAGGCGUCCCUAGCUGACAUCAAGGGAGAAGCCCAUGGCUCCUUCAUCAGCGCUAGCUCCCAGCCCUGGCUCUGGGGAGUCUGCAGACGGACCCAUGCCCUCCCUGCCCCCUCCCCCAGGAGGCCCAGGGUGGUACCGCCACAGCCUCUCCUCACCUCAACCCCCCCUCAGUGUUGUGGGAGGGAGAGGAGCCCCAGAAGCCCUCCCUUCCCGCUUCCCCCUCCUCCCCCCACCCCGGGGAGGCUGCUACAAUUUGUGGUUACAGCUUUACACGUCAGAAAAAAAAAAAAAGUUUGCAGAAUGUCCCACACCGAAAAAAAAAAUCCGAAACCGAAGGAAAAAAACCUGCGAGUGGGCCUGGCGGAUGGGAUUAUUAAAGCUUCGCCGGAGCCGCGGCUCGCCCUCCCACUCCGCCAGCCUCUGGGAGAGGAGCCGCACCCGGCCGGCCCGGCCCCCAGCCCCAUGGACCUCCGAGCAGGGGACUCGUGGGGGAUGUUAGCUUGCCUGUGCACGGUGCUCUGGCACCUCCCUGCAGUGCCAGCUCUCAAUCGCACAGGGGACCCAGGGCCUGGCCCCUCCAUCCAGAAAACUUAUGACCUCACCCGCUACCUGGAGCACCAACUCCGCAGCUUGGCUGGGACCUACCUGAACUACCUGGGGCCUCCUUUCAAUGAGCCUGACUUCAAUCCACCUCGGCUGGGGGCAGAGACUCUGCCCAGGGCCACUGUCAACUUGGAUGUAUGGCGAAGCCUCAAUGACAAACUACGGUUGACCCAGAACUAUGAGGCCUAUAGCCACCUCCUGUGUUACUUGCGUGGCCUCAACCGUCAGGCUGCCACAGCGGAGCUGCGCCGCAGCCUGGCCCAUUUCUGUACCAGCCUCCAGGGCCUGCUGGGAAGCAUCGCAGGAGUCAUGGCAGCUCUGGGUUACCCGCUGCCCCAGCCUCUGCCAGGAACUGAGCCCACUUGGGCCCCUGGCCCUGCCCACAGCGACUUCCUCCAGAAGAUGGAUGACUUCUGGCUGCUGAAGGAGCUGCAGACCUGGCUGUGGCGCUCGGCCAAGGACUUCAACCGGCUUAAGAAGAAAAUGCAGCCUCCAGCAGCUGCGGUCACCCUACACCUGGAGGCCCAUGGCUUCUGAUCUCUGACCUUUACUAUAUCCCCCUUUCCCCUUCAAGUCCUGCUCCCACUCUGGGAGGAAGAAACCUAUAUGCCAAUACUUGUUGAGCUGGGAGACAGACAGAGGGAGCCUGUCCCUGCCUGGCCUUGGACGGGGUGUGGUAUGAUAAGCCUCAUCUGCUCACCUCCCAGAGUCCUACGGGUCUGGAGAAGAGGUGCAUAGGCACCAUUCUGUUUUCAGAGGUAAUGCUCAAGGGAAUGGAAGGCUCUCACCACUCCUGCUUCCUGCCCUCCCAGCUCCUCCUGCAACAUUUCAGGAAGCACACGUGAAAGGCAAGGGUAGGGGCCACCAUGCCCAUGUGCCUUUCUGAGGGGAAGCCCCUUGGCUGCCCUCGCCCCUCUGGAUGGAUGUUGCUCUUCUACCCUGGUAACUCUGCACAUCCAGUUCAGGAAACAUGGCUAUGAGUCUAAACAAGAAGAGAUGGGAGAAAAAUGGAAGAGGUGGCCUGUACUAGAGGUGGCCUAGAAGCCAGAAGAGGGUGUACUGACAAAGAAGAACAGGGACAGACAAGACCCAGCAGUCACCAAGGCAGUCAGUGGCACAGGGUGGCAAAAAAAAGCGCCACAUCGUGCAUCAGGACCUUGCCUUGAAUUUUCUUGCCGGCAUCAAGGUACCUCCUAUACCACCUUCCCCAGGGUAUCUGUGGCUGCCCGGGCUGCGGAAGGUAGCUGCGGGCUCAGCCACGGGUUUCCUGAAAGUUUACAUUGCAGUAGCAUUGUGGGGUGUGGGGGCAGCUCUCCCAGGCCCUGCUCCCCCAGCCCCACCCACUCAUGACUCUUAAGUUUGUUGUAUUAAUAUUUAUUUAUUUGGAGAUGUUAUUUAUUAGAUGAUAUUUAUUGCAGAAUUUCUAUUCUUGUAUUAACAAAUAAAAUGCUUGCCCCAAAA
Molecule: messenger RNA, 2642 nt
Organism: Cavia porcellus (domestic guinea pig)
Lineage: Eukaryota; Metazoa; Chordata; Mammalia; Rodentia; Caviidae
Gene: Clcf1
Product: cardiotrophin like cytokine factor 1
Exons: 3
Coding region: 879-1718 (279 amino acids)
Biological process (GO): positive regulation of tyrosine phosphorylation of STAT protein; positive regulation of B cell proliferation; cell surface receptor signaling pathway via JAK-STAT
Cellular component (GO): CRLF-CLCF1 complex; extracellular region; CNTFR-CLCF1 complex
Molecular function (GO): cytokine activity
Source: RefSeq, a predicted model, not a curated record